UGAAAGCUCCGGCACACUGGCUGGGAGCAACAAGUGGCCCAUCGGCCAUCCAUCCGCUCAGUUGGAAGUCGAAACUCGCGCCGGACGAGUCUGCGGAAUCCGGGUGCGUGAGUGGAACGCGGAUUUAGAUUGUCGUGGCUCUUUAAUUCAAUUGACGAUUCCGCGCUGCGAUCUCCUUCGUGUGGAUGCCGAGUGUGUAACGUAAGCGAGCCCAUGAAUAGGAAUACACAAGGAUGAGCUGGACAAACGAAAGUUAGUUGCGAUCGCGUGGAAAGGGAAUCCAGCCAGUCAGAUUCGAGUGCUGCUCACGUCGGGGGCUUGGAUACAAAGUCUAUGGCGCAUGGGGCACGACGACAGCAUCGGCCAGUAAUUUAAAUGCUCCGCGGCGGCAAUUGAAGCUCCAGCAAUUAACAAAGACCACUGCAGCGGCGAGGCACAGUGGAGAAUCACUUAUAUACGCGUAUAGUUACACAGCUCCUGCAGCAAAAUGAAGAACCGCCAGCGAACGCGCCGAAUAUCGCUAAAUGAAAACCACAACAAGUACAUGGACAGCGGCAGCGGCAGCAUCGAUGUGCAAAUAGCUACCAAUACAAAAGAGCCCAAUCAAGUCAAUUUAAAUUCAUCGUCAAAGCUGCUGGCGACUACAGCAGCGACGACCUCAGCGGAGGCUGCUCUGCCCGCUCCGCUUCCACUUGCUCAGAUAGCGCAGCAGCCACAUGCCCAUCUCCAUCCCCAUCCCCAACCCAAUCCCCAUCUUCACCAGCAACACCAGCUGAUUAUGCCGCCCUCAACGAUGACGGGCAAGUAUCAUGCCGCGCACGCCAAGCUGCGAAGAUGCAAAUCGACACCGAGUCUCAAUUGCGAUGGCAUGGCGGAGCCCAUGGAGGAGGACGAGCACCCAUGCUCACGUAACGCAGCCUCGGAGGCUCAGCAGAAGCAGCUAGCGCAGCAGCAUGCCCAACCAUCGCGCAUCAGUAUCAGUAGCAGCGACGGCAGCUGCAACAGCAACUGCAACAAGUGCAGCAGCAACAUCAGCGGUGCGCAGCCCACCACAGCGGACUCAUUGCGCUUCGGAUGCGCUCACUACAAGCGGCGGGCCAUGUUCGUGACCCCCUGCUGCAACAAGUUCUACAAGUGCCGCUUUUGCCACGACGAGAACGAGACGCACCACUUCGAUCGCAAAACGCUCACCGAGCUAAUAUGCUCCGAGUGCAAUACGCGGCAAACGGUGCGGGAGCGUUGCGUGAACUGCGGAGUGCGAUUUGGCAAGUACACCUGCCUGAUCUGCAACCUCUUCGACGAUGCGGACAAGCAGCAGUACCACUGUCAUGGAUGUGGGAUUUGUCGCAUUGGGGGCGCCGAGAACUUCUUCCACUGCGAGGUGUGCAACAUGUGCCUGCCAAUCCAGCUGAAGAUCGAUGGCCACCGGUGCGUGGAGAACAUCUCGCGAUCCCACUGUCCCGUGUGCCUGGGUGACAUCCACACCUCGCGCAUACCUUGCCACAUUCCCGACUGCGGCCACCUGCUCCACAGGAUGUGCUUCGACCAGCUGCUGGCCUCCGGCCACUACACCUGUCCCACCUGCCAGACCUCGCUGAUCGACAUGACGGCGCUGUGGGUGUACCUGGACGACCAGGCGGAGCGCAUGCCGGUGCCCCUGAAGUACGAGAAUCAGCGGGUGCACAUAUUCUGCAACGAUUGUCACAAGACUUCAAAAACCAAAUUCCAUUUCAUCGGACUCAAGUGCGUCCAGUGCGGCGCCUACAACACAACGCAGGAUGUGAAGCGCCGCCUGUCCCUGGUCACCGAUGAGCCAUCCUCGGCGUGAUAUUCACCGAUUCAAGCCACAUCAUCCGCAUCCAUAUUCGCAUCAGCAACAGGAAACCUCUUGCCAUGCUACCCACAUCUGAAGACACUGAUUUGUUAGCCGAAGACAACACAACUGAAAUCGAAACGCAUUGAAUUUAGAUCAAAUUCGAGCUGGUAUCGAAUAUAAACCAUAAAAACACAAACAAAAGGCUCCCUAAAUGAUUUGGACGUGCUCCGAAACCACUGUAGAUUUGAAAAUAUUAAUUGGGCUUAAUGGACAUAGUUAGUUUCAAUCGUAAUAGGCGUUCAAAAAACAUUAUACCCUAAUUGUCUUUUUAAAUCUCUGUGGGAUUCCAGCACACCAGUAUUUUAUAUACAACACACAUUGGUAAAUUUCACUCGAAUUUUAAGUAUUCUAAUUUUGCAAAAAUUAUUUUGUGUAAGUCUCGAAUUUUUCUGUACACAUUGAAAACUCCGUUACCACGAAUAAAAAGUAAACUUACAAAAA
Drosophila erecta is the source of this 2317-nucleotide messenger RNA. It is a transcript of the gene Rchy1, whose product is annotated as RING finger and CHY zinc finger domain-containing protein 1. Gene Ontology annotation, biological process: ubiquitin-dependent protein catabolic process; protein ubiquitination. Lineage: Eukaryota; Metazoa; Arthropoda; Insecta; Diptera; Drosophilidae. The transcript is spliced from 6 exons. The record is from RefSeq and is a predicted model, not a curated record. Gene Ontology annotation, molecular function: zinc ion binding; ubiquitin protein ligase activity. Bases 488 to 1828 code for a protein of 446 amino acids. Gene Ontology annotation, cellular component: nucleus.